Messenger RNA from Paramecium octaurelia, 585 nucleotides. The record is from the annotation of a GenBank genome assembly. Lineage: Eukaryota; Ciliophora; Oligohymenophorea; Peniculida; Parameciidae.
AUGCAUUAAUCUCGUAAAUAAUGUUAAAUUUGUCAAAUGACUAGAGAUAAUACUUAUUAGAAUCCUAAUUGCAAACAUAGUUACUGUUUGAGCUGUUGCUAAAACAACAAAAUCACAAGGUUUUGUGAAGUUAAAGACUGUAAUGCUUAAAUCAAUCUGUCGAAAGUGGUAUAAUACUUCGAUGAAGGUAUGACAGCUCUUCUAUGAAAAGUUAAUAGGAACUAGAUGUAAGGACUUACAGGAAAGUAAUAUAAUAAUAGUUCUGAAAUCAGUGUAUCAUCUAUCAGCAAAUCAUCUAUUAAUAAAUCCAAAUAAUAUGCAUCUCCAAACGAAUCGAUCUAUGAUUCGCAACAACUAUACUCCAAGCACCCUAAGACGGACUUGUCUGCUACUCUUAAUUACUGUGCCCUUUGUCUCUUCUACAUGAGAGAUGAUUUAUUGAAACAAUAAUUGCAAGUCAAUAAAAACAAUCUUUAUUUGGAUUGCCAAUUGCACGCUAUUUGUGUCCGUUGUGUUAGUUAUUUUAUUACCCAUAAUAAAAGCAAACAAUAUUAUUGUGAGAUAUGCACACGACUUAUAAAAUGA